Sceloporus undulatus (fence lizard) is the source of this 457-nucleotide messenger RNA. RefSeq names its product three-finger toxin 3FTx-Oxy6-like. The record is from RefSeq and is a predicted model, not a curated record. The transcript has 3 exons. Lineage: Eukaryota; Metazoa; Chordata; Lepidosauria; Squamata; Phrynosomatidae. Bases 143 to 457 code for a protein of 104 amino acids.
UGCUCCCAAGGCUGCAAAUUAAAUCUUCCCACUCCAUUCUUCUCCUAAUCCAGUGUAGGAAGGUUGCAGUUUUGUGCCAUCUACUGAUAUUGGACAUUGCAUUUUGCUUUUUCUCUGUGUUGCUCGGGAGAAGACAACCGAAAUGAGCAAAAUUCUGGUAAUGGGUUUCACCAUUCUGCUCUACUUCAAUAUAGUUGGAACUCUGGUCUGUCAUUACUGUCGCAAUGUCAAACCUGACAACACUUGUGAGCCUAAGGAAACUACUUGCAGGACAGCACCAAUGAAUUACUGCUUCACUCAAAUCAUUUCUAAAGAAUUUUCUAUACAAAGGGUCAGACGGGGCUGCAGCCGUGCGUGUUAUUCCAUCAGGUUCAAGAAAUAUCGACUUGAAAGAGAAAGACUCUGCUGUACCAAAGACCGCUGCAAUGAUCACGAUAUCUGGGUUGCAAAGAAAUAA